ACACCUCCAUUUCCGGUCUGCCUUUGAGCAACUUGACGCACACACUCGUUCACUUCUGGCUUCGUGGCUCAUUGCAUUGAUUUAGCUCCGCGUUUAUUUUUUAUUUUUUUUCUCGACAACGUUGAAGUGCGGAAGGCCGAAACGAUGUCGGGCUCGUUCGCCACCCUCGUGGUCGCGGCGCUGCUCGGCUCCGAGGCUUUGGGGAAGAGUGUGACGGGACUUCUCGGGAGCGAAGCGGCGAGGAGGCAGAAGGGCCAGUUCAUCACUAAAUUCAUGUACCAAGGUGACAACGGUCUGUUGGUGUGCCGGCUGGACAACUCCGCUCUGGCUACGGAGAAGGGCUCCAGAUUGCUGCUGUAUCAGGACAUGGACGCGGACCUGGACAACCUCAGCUGCACGGAGAGGCUCGCCAAAGCUCAAUUCACCAUUUAUCUCAGCGAGGAAGAAUACAACCAGUCGAUCCCCCGCCAGUCCUAUCCUACAACCUGGCAGGCCCUCUACGCCGACCGAUACACGUGUCAGGAAAAUGCAGUGAUUCCUCAUCACGCCGAUCUCAGUUUUACUCUCCUGAUGUUCAACGCCGACUCGGCUGGAAAUCCUCUGGAGCACUUCAGCGCGGAGGAGGCAGGUCUCCACAGCUUUUACUUCCUCCUGCUGCUGGCCUACUUCAUCGCCUGCUGCAUCUACUUCCGGCCUCUGCACCAGGCUCUGAGGAAAGGAGGUCCCAUGCACACCGUCCUCAAAGUGCUGACCACGGCGCUGGCCUUGCAGGGCUGCUCCGCCCUCUGCAACUACAUCCACUUGGCCAGGUAUUCCAGAGAUGGGACUGGUAUUCCUUUGAUCGGCAGCCUGGCAGAGUUCUGGGACAUGGUGUCCCAGGUGUCCAUGCUGUACAUGAUGCUGAGUCUGUGUGUGGGCUGGACUCUGAGCCGCGGCAGGAAGCCUCAGUCCAGACCUCUGCAGUGGGAGCAGUCUCGGGCCUCUACGGCGGUCGCUGUCGGUGGAGGCGUCGUACAGGCAGCGUUGCUGCUGUGGGAGCAGUACUCUGAAUCAGAGAGUCAACAUCACAGCUACCACGCCCAGCAGAGUCUGCCCGGCCUCCUGCUCAUCGCCCUGAAAGUGGGCCUGGCCCUGCUGCUGGCCUCUGUGCUCUACCAGAUCGUCUCCACCGAGAGGAGCACCCUGAAGAGAGACUUCUACCUCUGCUUCUCCAAGGGAUGCUUCCUGUGGUUCCUCUGUCACCCCGUCCUCUUCCUCCUGUCGGCCAUCUUCAACGAGCACCAGAGGGAGAAGGUGGUAACUAUCGGCGUCACCCUCUGCCAGUCCAUCUCCAUGGUGAUCCUCUACCAGCUCUUCCUGUCCCGUUCCCUCUACUGGGAGGUCUCCUCUCUCUCCUCCGUGUCUCUGCCACUCACCAUGUCCCAGACGAACCACAGGGGGCGCUACUGAGCUAGUCCUCGAGGGAGAACGUCGCACCUCCUGCUGUGUCAGAGGGGGGUGAGGCUGGGGGGGGGGGGGGGGGGGGGGGACCUCAUGAAGACGGGAGGUCGAUGUAACGCUGCAGGGACUCGUCUCCUUUGCUGUUAGUUUCCUGGAAGAAUUGCAAUGGCCGUUAGUAAGUAAGCAUGUUACCAAGGCACGGGGUCACAAAAUGACCCGGGAACGAUAUUUACUGCAACACCUUACCUCUAGUUACCGGAGCCAGCGUUACUGAGCAGGAGGGGAGGCGUCUAAUGCAGGGCCACCCGGAGGAGGGACACCUGCACGACGUCAUAACAGCUGAAGAUCAAUUUGAACAGAUCUCAGAUCUGCAAACGAGGAGAAUAUUGACUCAUGGUGGAGAGUGGGAGGACACGAGUUGUGCUCACCCAUCAGACAGGUUUGUUGUGUUCAAGGAAACUCUUGAUGCUCAGUUUCACUACGAAGGGAAACAUGCACCGCUGCUCGGCCACGGGGUCACAUUUAGAUUUAGAGUUACUGAACUUCUGCAAAAAGUAUUAAGUUUCACUUUUUAAAGUUUAUUCCCUCACUCUCGACGUGGAUGCCUGCGCUGACUUUUUAAAUCGCAUAUCGCUGUAGCUGGAACCGCAUGACCCGUCGUUCUUCCAUCUUUCGUUUUCCACUCGCGGCCUGAGCCCAACGCCACGCGUGACCUUUUCAAAUGACUCGGCUCUGGCCUGUGAUUUGGGGCUCGUUCAUCGAAAGACACUUUUUCGUACGCCGGGAAAUUAAAUCCCACUCGACGAAGUGACGGCUGACACAUUUAAUCAUCGUGUAUUUAUUAUUCUGUCGCGUGAACAUCUGGAAAGGGGAAUGUUGGUGUCACUAAAUCUUCUGUUUCACUCUUGACAAUCUUUAUUCUAGUUAGAAAACAACAAAUUAUGUGAAGUUUAAGCAUUUACUUAUCGGAUUGUUGUAUACACGUGUCCGGUCAUUCCUUUUUUUAUUUUUAUUUUAUGUAUUAACACUUGAGUUUCAAUGUGUUCCAUGUAUUUAUGUUCUGUGCAACACAACCUGUGGAUUAAUGAGCUCUGCGCUCAUUACAACUGUAAUAAAAUAAAAAAGUUUAAAGUA
Messenger RNA from Cyclopterus lumpus (lumpfish), 2574 nucleotides. RefSeq names its product G protein-coupled receptor 180 (gene gpr180). The transcript has 10 exons. Gene Ontology annotation, biological process: response to pheromone; G protein-coupled receptor signaling pathway. The record is from RefSeq and is a predicted model, not a curated record. Bases 145 to 1449 code for a protein of 434 amino acids. Lineage: Eukaryota; Metazoa; Chordata; Actinopteri; Perciformes; Cyclopteridae.